This is a messenger RNA of Dryobates pubescens (Downy woodpecker), 950 nucleotides long. It is a transcript of the gene MTURN, whose product is annotated as maturin, neural progenitor differentiation regulator homolog. Gene Ontology annotation, biological process: regulation of signaling; positive regulation of megakaryocyte differentiation. The coding region runs from base 182 to 577 and encodes 131 amino acids. The transcript has 3 exons. The record is from RefSeq and is a predicted model, not a curated record. Gene Ontology annotation, cellular component: cytoplasm. NCBI's taxonomy places the organism in Eukaryota, Metazoa, Chordata, Aves, Piciformes, Picidae.
ACAGCGGCUCCCGGGCGGAGUUUCGUCCGAAGGCCGCUCGUCGCAGCCGGUCUCACCCCGCGGCGGCGGGGCCGGACCUGGCAACCGGCAACCGGCAUCUGGGACCCGAUAACGGCGGCGGGGCGGGCGCGGGGCGGCGCACGGGGCGGCGGGCGCGGCGACAGCGAGAGCGGCAGCGGCGAUGGCUUUCGAGGCGCUGGCGGAGGCGGCGGAGCGGUGGUGCGCCCGCACGCCCUUCCAGCUCAUCGCCGCCGAGGAGACCGAGCGCCGCAUGGACUUCUACGCCGAACCCGGCGUCUCCUUCUACGUGCUGUGCCCGGAGCCCGCCUGCGGCGACAAUUUCCAUGUGUGGAGCGAAAGUGAGGAUUGCUUACCCUUCCUGCAGCUCGCCCAGGAUUACAUCUCCUCCUGUGGGAAAAAGACACUCCAUGAAAUACUGGAAAAAGUCUUCAAGUCCUUCAGGCCAUUACUCGGGCUUCCAGAUGUUGAUGACGAUGCAUUCGAAGAGUAUAACGCAGACGUGGAGGAAGAGGAACCCGAAGCCGAUCACCAACAGAUGGGUGUCAGUCAGCAGUGAUUGUCUGAGAUGCUGAAACAUUCAGAAGCCUUUGGUGCCAGGUGGGCUCAGGUGGUCCCACGCUAGCUUGUUCCGAUGAGCACAUCACAUGGGGAUAGCUGGCUCCCAGGAUCAAAGUUUUACAAAACAGUUCAAACAAGCAAACAAAUAAAAUUCAAUAGUAGUAACCUGUGAUCAGCUUUGCCAAGAAGUGACCUGACUUUCGCUCCUGCUUCAGUGGGUUUGCUAUGGAGUUGUCUUGGUUGCACCCUGCCAUUACCAGCCUAGAAGUAGUUUUGUGGCUGAGUUGUCUCUUCGGUUUGUGUUGGAGAGCAGUGAACGUGGAGAGCUGAGAAUGUAGGGACGUGUGAUGGGAGUGCCAGUGCUUGGUGGC